This is a messenger RNA of Triticum aestivum (bread wheat), 3391 nucleotides long. Its product is annotated as ribosomal protein S3, mitochondrial. NCBI's taxonomy places the organism in Eukaryota, Viridiplantae, Streptophyta, Magnoliopsida, Poales, Poaceae. The transcript has a single exon. The record is from RefSeq and is a predicted model, not a curated record. Bases 2228 to 3148 code for a protein of 306 amino acids.
AUUGUACUGGCUCACUUCACUACUUUGGAGGAUGGGUUUUUCCCCUUUUUGGUUCGCAAACGCUCUAACCCAUCGAGAAGCUCCAUCCAAAUUGGAGUUGAUGUGAGCACUUCCCCAGAGGCAGAGGCUUUUUCUACAAAAGGGUGGGAGCAUAAAAUGUAGGUGAGUCAAUUGCGUGUGGCCUUCAAGUAUUUCGUAUUGUAACAAUAUUAGAUCGGCAUCCAAACAAAGGUGCAUGUACGGUUCCUAAGGGAUACAAUUUUGUCCUAAUCAUCGAGAAAGAUGAAAUAAGUUGAUAGCGCGAUCUCGUACUAACACAUACUCUCUAAAUAUUUCAGAACUUGCAUGCGGCCUUCAAGCCACAACCGCGGUAUGAGUUCUGAUCUCAGACUUUGGUUUGGGGGCUGCUGGCCCCUUCGCGUCGACAAGGAAACUGUGGACGACAAUGGGUUUAGAAUUCGAAUAAAACAAAGACCCUAUCGAACAAAUAGAGGAAAGGGCGGAAAGGGGAAAAAGUAAAGUCUAAGCGACAUAUGGCACGAAAAGGAAAUCCAAUUUCGGUAAGACUUGAUCUGAAUCGUAGUUCAGAUCCAAGUCGGUUCAGUGAGGGCGACCGCGAAAGUCACCGAAUGGGUUCGGUCCGUCUUUUCCUGAUCUUUGUUUGUCCCCCCAAAAAAGGCGUGAGAGGACGUUGCAGAUGUCCGGGACGGACACGACUUCUUCUAACGCUAGAAGACCACAGGAAGAAACCCGGGACCAGAGCAUGUCGUGAAAGACGCACACGGGGCGGGCGUGCUUCGACCGUGUCUCCGGGGCACAGUUGAAUGUAGAUAUCAUGAACGCGAGGAUAAGGAUACCAGGCCGAGAAACCCGGGCAAGUACUCCCCUAAUGUGCCGAUCGCUAGCGCAUCCAGGGCCCCGGCGCCCAGCUCUGCUGGAGAGGCCGUCACUGAUCUGAAAAGUGCGUCUGCGGUUCGGAUAGACUGAUUCUGCGAACGCCUAGCCCCAGGAAUCAAUAAAAAAACAAGUGCUAAGUUUCAUUUCAGAUCAGUGAAUAAACCAAAAAAGAGACCUUUCUCGCUCGACGCCACACUAUGCUCCGCUUCAACAAAUGAGAGUUUUCGGUGGAACCGGUGAACCACGCGAGUUGGUUAGAUGCGUGGGGCAGAGGGCUCGUAGUACCUGAUAGCGCAGCUAUGCAGUGGAAGGGAAGGAGCCUAAAUCGACCCCCUUCUUUCUUUUUUAUUCAAAGACACAAAAGCAAGCACAAAAGAGAUUGGACUCUCGGAUGAGACUAAGCAGCUACCGUUCCGACGCGCCCCUGACCCUAUCUUGAUUCAAACCGAAAACCCUCUCUAAGGUGGAGCCUAGUUGAAGCUGUCAUUCAAAGAAUAAAUGGGAAUCCAAAUCCACUUUUAGGGAUAUAGAUGAAGUCUCGCUCAGUAAAGAGAGUUGUAGAUUCGUAGAAGAGGAUCAGAGUACGCGCGCUACAAAAGGCAGCUAGCCAAUGAAAGUAAGUGGAAAGAAUAUAGUACUUUUGUACUGACCCCUCCGGGGCCCCCGGUUGUUUUGGCGCGCCCUACCCCAACGUUAGACUAUUGCCUUUUUAGCCUACGCUUGCUGCUUGCAGCAUGGAUUCGAUAGAUCUAUCGAAUCCAUGCUUCCCCCGCCCCGAAGCGAGACUCUAUCCAGAUCUCAAAGAAUAACGAGCUAGGCGGCCGGCGGGCAAAGAAAGGGGGCGGGGCGUUUACUUGAAAAUGACAACCGCCUGUUCCAGCAGCGGGGGCCUUGCACGAAAGCAAACCUACGAUUAAGUAGCAGUUGCUUUCGCUGAUGGGCCCAGUGAGGGGGGGCAUUGUCCCUCAGUUCUUACCAACCUCAGGUGUGUACAUCUAACUUAUUAUCUUCUUUUUUCAUGCAAGCCUGACCUCAGCUGUCCAUUUCUUAUUCAUUCAGGGCGCCCCUAGUGGACUUGGCGGUGCUCCUUUCUCAAACCAGAACAACUCUGAACGUUAGGGAAAAUAAGGGAAGACCACCUGAGCGAACCGACCGAAGGGACUUUACUUAUCCGAACCGAACGUUAGCGGCUUAAGCUAAGCCUAUCACGAGCUGCGUUGCUGCUUGAUCGGCGGGGAGGAAGAUCUCAAAGUAUGGGGCAAAUGAUCAAGCACUUUGACUUUGCUUUGUCCCCCGGGAUCCACCACAGGUUGGGUUUGAGAGCCGUGUGAUGGGUGACUAUCUAGCACGGUUCAGAGAGCACGUGUAUGUAGUCUGCGCUGGUGAAUGGAAGCCCCCGCCGCAAAAAAGAAGCGGCUCUUCCCACGGCUCUGUCACCAUUGACUCUAUUUAUUAUUAUGGUAAAUCAUUGUAUCAAGAUGUCAAUCUUAGAUCUUAUUUUAGUUCGAUACGUCCACCUACGAAACUCGCCCUUGGCUUUCGUCUCGGUAGGUGUAUUAUUCUACAUUUUCCCAAAAGGACAUUCAUUCAUUUCUUUCUUCCCGGGCGAUCACCACGACUAAAACGAAAACAAGACAAGAAAUCAAGACCCGUACUACAGGAAAAGGGCUGGUGGCCGACAUUUGGGAAAGUCGGGCCGAUCGGGUGUCUUCAUUCAAGCGAGGGUACAGAGGAAGAACGAAACGAAGUGAGAGGCCGGGGGGCAGGGAAAAGAGUCGAGUCGAUCGACCAGGAGAAGCAAAACGAAAUCCGGAUUUGGCCGAAAAAGAUGCAACGUUAUGGAUACCAUGACCGAUCACCAUCGAGAAAGAAGAAUUUUGAUAAAUCACUUCGGGUGAGCGGGGCCUUCAAGCGGCCUCAAUACGCCGGGGUUGUAAAUGACAUACCUUUCCUUAUGGGAAAUGCCGCCUCCUUACUAAAAAGGAAUAGAAUCAAGUUAUUUUUACCAAAGAAGUCCCGCUCUGACGGCCCGACGAGUCAUCUACUAAAAAGGACCCUCCCCGCUGUGCGCCCCUCCUUGAAUUAUUCGGUCAUGCAAUACUUUUUUAAUACUAAGAAUAAAAUGCAUUUCGACCCCGUCCUAGUUCUCAAUCAUUUCGUGGCACCGGGUGUGGCUGAACCAUCUAGGAUGGGGGGAGCGAAGGGAGGAAGCUUAGAUAAGAGAAUACGCUCUCGCAUCGCUUUUUUUUAGAAAGCUCUACCAGCGAGAAAAAGUGUUUGGCCCGAGCCAAAAAGAGGUUGAUCCACUUCAUUCGCCAAGCGAAUGAUCUUCGCUUCGCGGGAACAACAAAAACCACCAUAUCGCUCUUUCCUUUCUUCGGUGCUACCUUCUUUUUUCCAAGGGAUGGGGUUGGGGUGUAUAAUAACCCUUUUUUUGAGUAUGCCCGGAAACAACUCCUAGCUCAAUUUAGGAUCAAAUGUAGGAACCUCAUGG